CGGGCCAGCCACCGGGGACAAAGGGCGAAGGAAGGGCUGGACAGAACACCAGCGAAGUCCGAAAGAGGCCUUUUUAGCGACGCAGGCCCGGCCGAGGGGAAUGCAGAGGAGACACAGAGACGGCCGGCCCAGAGGACGAUCCGGCCGCAGCGCGCUGGGCGGGCGGCGAUGGAGGGUGUGGGCGCCGUGCGCUUCUGGCUCGUGGUGUGCGGCUGCCUGGCUUUCCCGCCGCGGGCCGAGUCGGUGUGUCCGGAGCGCUGCGACUGCCAGCACCCCCAGCAUCUCCUGUGCACCAACAGGGGGCUUCGCGCGGUGCCCAAGACCAGCUCGCUGCCUAGUCCCCAGGACGUGCUCACCUACAGCCUAGGCGGCAACUUCAUCACCAACAUCACCGCCUUCGACUUCCAUCGCCUGGGGCAGCUCAGACGGCUGGAUCUGCAGUACAACCAGAUCCGCUCUCUCCACCCCAAGACCUUCGAGAAGCUCUCCAGACUAGAGGAGCUGUACCUGGGGAACAACCUCUUGCAGGCGCUCGCUCCUGGCACGUUGGCCCCGCUGCGCAAAUUGCGCAUCCUUUACGCCAACGGUAACGAGAUUGGACGCCUGAGUCGCGGCUCCUUCGAGGGCCUGGAGAGUCUAGUCAAGCUACGGCUGGACGGGAACGUGCUGGGAGCGCUGCCGGACGCGGUCUUCGCUCCUUUGGGCAACCUGCUCUACCUACAUCUGGAGGCUAACCGGAUCCGCUUUUUGGGCAAGAACGCCUUCACCCAGCUGGGUAAGCUUCGAUUCCUCAAUCUCUCUGCCAACGAGCUGCAACCCUCUCUGCGGCACGCGGCCACCUUUGUCCCUCUGCGCUCCCUCUCUACUCUCAUCCUCUCUGCCAACAGCCUGCAGCACCUAGGCCCCCGCGUCUUCCAGCACCUGCCACGCCUAGGCCUGCUCUCCCUCAGCGGCAACCAGCUCACCCACCUCGCCCCAGAGGCCUUCUGGGGGCUGGAGGCCCUGCGUGAGCUGCGCCUGGAAGGCAACCGGCUGAACCAGCUGCCCCUGACCCUACUGGAGCCUCUGCACAGCUUGGAAGCACUAGAUCUGAGCGGCAAUGAGCUUUCUGCUCUGCAUCCCGCCACCUUUGGCCACCAAGGCCGCCUACGUGAGCUCAGCCUGCGCGACAAUGCGCUCAGCGCCCUUUCUGGAGACAUCUUCGCCGCCAGUCCGGCUCUCUACCGGCUAGAUCUAGACGGCAACGGUUGGACCUGCGACUGCCGGUUGCGGGGUCUGAAACGCUGGAUGGGCAACUGGCAUUCUCAGGGUCGCCUCCUUACGGUCUUCGUGCAGUGUCGCCACCCCCCGGCCCUGCGGGGCAAGUACCUGGAUUACCUGGAUGACCAACUGCUGCAGAAUGGGUCUUGCGUGGAUCCCUCCCCUUCCCCUACAGCAGGCAGUAGGCAGUGGCCGAUAUCCACUGCGCCAGGGGAGGGGAUGACGCCCCCUGCAGGUCUCGCGCAGGAGCUGCCACUGCAGCCACAGCCGCAGCCCCAGCAGCGGGGGAGACUUCUACCAGGAGUGGCCUGGGCUGGGGCUGCCAAGGAGCUGGUGGGCAACCGCAGCGCAUUAAGGUUGAACCGGCGGGGUCCAGGCCUGCAGCAUCAGAGCCCCUCUGCCGCUGCUGCUUCGGGUUCUGCCCCACAGUCCUUGGACCUGCACGAGAAGCCAGAGCGAGGACGUCCCACCCGAGCAAAUCUCCCCCAGACGGAGCCCACCCCGACGUCUGAGCCCGCCUCUGGGACACCAUCUGCCAGAGACAGCUGGCAGCGCGCAGCAAAGCAGCGCCUCGCUUCAGAGCAGCAAGGGCGUGCCGUCCAGUACGAUAGUGGCGUCGGCUUGCCACCUCUGGUGUCUGACCCCUGUGACUUCAAUAAAUUCAUUCUAUGCAACCUGACCGUAGAGGCAGUGAGCGCCAACAGCGCCUCGGUGCGCUGGGCCGUUCGAGAGCAUCGCAGUCCCCGGCCGCAGGGCGGCGCACGCUUCCGCCUGCUUUUCGAUCGCUUUGGCCAGCAGCCCAAGUUCCAGCGCUUCGUCUACCUGCCAGAACGCAGCGACUCGGCCACGCUGCACGAGCUGCGCGGAGACACCCCGUACCUAGUGUGCGUGGAGGGCGUGCUCGGGGGUCGCGUUUGCCCCGUGGCCCCCCGAGACCACUGCGCAGGGUUGGUAACCCUGCCGGAGGCAGGAGGUAGAGGUGGCGUCGACUACCAGCUACUGACCUUGGUCUUGCUGGCUAUCAACGCGCUGCUGGUGCUCCUGGCACUGGCGGCCUGGGGAUCCCGAUGGCUGAGGAGGAAGCUGCGUGCCAGGCGGAAGGGAGGGGCCCCGGUCCACGUUCGCCACAUGUACUCCACCCGACGGCCACUGCGCUCCAUGGGCACUGGUGUGUCCGCGGACUUCUCAGGCUUCCAGUCACACCGUCCCCGCACCACCGUGUGCGCGCUCAGCGAGGCGGACCUCAUUGAGUUCCCCUGCGACCGCUUCAUGGACAGCUCCGGUGGUGGGACCGGUGGCAGCUUGAGGCGGGAGGACCACCUCUUGCAAAGAUUUGCUGACUAGGCAGUGCCUCAGGAUCUCACAGGCCUUGGGGAGCCACUCUCAGUGACCCCCGUGUCUUCUCAGAGGAAGAACUAGUUUUGUUAAGACCUGUUUCUUUCUCCCUUUUGUGCAUUUGCUGAAGCCAAGUGGUACUCGAAGUGAAUCUAGAUGCCGUCCUUCACGUCCCAGUACUCACAGUGUAGAUGGAUGGUUCUUGGUGGUCUAACCCAAGAGUGGGGAAAAAUGAAUAAUGGCAUAGAAGUGGGAAGCCUUGACACACUUAGUGCAUGGCUCCUGCGACGUUUCAGCUGACCAUAGCUAGAAAGGCUGCUUUAUGCUCUCAGCAUGACCAGAAGACUCUAGUGUAAAUGCUCUAGGCAAACUGAGUUCUGUUUCUAGUUAAGAAAAAGGGGACUUACCACCAUCACAAAGGGGGUCCAGACACUGACCCCACGGAUUUGGUGGGUUCUGCCAAGAUGGGCAGGGUAAACAGACACCAAUCUCACCUGGGAGCCCUUUUCUGUUGGCUGGUAGAGCGCCUAAGAAGCCUUAAGGUUUAAAUAAGGAAAAGCUACCUGAGACAAUAUGAAGAGAAUUUAACAAACUGACCAAUAAACUCAAAGACUCCUUUGAUUGGACCGGACCCCCUUCUACUGUUUCUCUAGUUCGGGACAUGACCUUUUGCUGACCUUUGGAUAACUGAUAUUGUCCUUGGGAGAAGGCAGCAUUUCAAAGGUCUCCACCAGUCCUGUACCUGUGGUUUUAAUUUUAUUUUUAUCUACACAGGGAAAUAUUGGGUGCCAGAUUUGAUUUUUAAAAAAAAUGCGACAUGUAUGUGUGUCUGUAACCGGUGACUCCCUAGGGCACCGGGGACUUCCAGCUUGCUUACCACAUUUCUGAUAGCAUGCCUAGAUGGGGAUGAAUGUGACCUACAUCUCACGACAUUUCAGCAGUGCCCCCCACCCCCUUCUUGACAGCACCUAUUUCUGAGUUGCACGGGUAGGCAAUAAGCAUAAAGAAAUUGUCAGGCUUGGGAGGGAGGAGGGGCGGCGAGUUCAGUGGUGGAGCUCGCUUGUGAGGCUCUGAGUGAGUCCUAUAAUCUCUGACCACUGUCGUUCUUUGUAAGGAAUAAAACAGGAGAAGAAAUUUUGGGGAACAAAUGUGAAAAAUGAAGAAAAAAAAACCACAGUAGCGAAUAUGUGUUUCUACUAAACCCAGAAAAUCAUGAGCACUCGACUGUCACUGUGAAAUAAUUACGUAUUUUACAAAUUAAUUCUUCUGAUAGCCCGUUUUACUGUUUUACUGUGUUAUUAAAUCCUAUCUUUUAGUAGUAGAUGCAGUAUUUCUUUUCUUUUUUCAUGUUUUGUUUUUAAUUUAGGAUUAGCCUCCUGUAUUUGUUUACUUGUGCUCUUAGCUAUUUGGGAUACUUUUCUUCUCUGAUAUUUAUGAAGUUCGUGUUUAUGAUUAAAUGUAGUGGCUGGGUUCACAUUAAUAAUUCGUGUGUGGUCCACAUUCACUCGCUAAGAGGAUGUACAUGUGGCACCGUCACCGUGGCUUAGGAUUUAUUGGCAGUGGGGUACCACGCAGGUCAGCCAGUUCAAGGUGCUAUGGUUAACAGUGACUCGUCUGUUUCAGGCCUCAGGCCCCUGAGGGUCCCAAUGACUCAGGGAAUCCAUCACAGUCCACGGCCCUUCAACCCGAUCACUCUUUAUGCUUGGCCUACAUGAGCCAUGCUGGCUUUGUCCCAGCUGCUGAGGACCUGGGGGUCUAAAUGAGCCGGUCUUUGUUUAUGUCCAGGAUGAGUAAAAUGUCCAGACCACUUAAGCCACAGCUGCUUUUCUGGCAGUCUUAUCUGCAGGGACGAAACUUAAUAAACCACAGGAAGUAGACUGUCAUUCUGUGUCAGCUGCCAGGCCCUGUUUUCGAUCCAGAGUGUAUGGUACGUGGGAGGUGGGGCUGUGUGCUCUUAUUUUCAACCUGGAGGCUAUCUGGCACCCCCUGAAGAACUCACAGUUUUUCAUGCACAGCACAGUUGCAUCCCUUAGCUGUUUUAUUUACACGGUGUAAAAGUGAGAGCCGUUGAAGGUCUGGAAAAGACCGCUGAUUAUGUUUACCAUCUGCCUUUCCGAACUGUAGACUGUCACCAGGAAUGCUUAAUGGCUGGACUUAAGACGGUCUCACCGAAAAGUCUUUCAGUGAGGCAUGGAUGAAUGUUAUAUGUUGUUACAUUCAGUUAUUGUCAAUAAACCCACAUACUAAUGGA
Molecule: messenger RNA, 4846 nt
Organism: Rattus norvegicus (Norway rat)
Lineage: Eukaryota; Metazoa; Chordata; Mammalia; Rodentia; Muridae
Gene: Tril
Product: TLR4 interactor with leucine-rich repeats
Exons: 1
Coding region: 169-2604 (811 amino acids)
Biological process (GO): regulation of cytokine production involved in immune response; toll-like receptor 4 signaling pathway
Cellular component (GO): membrane; lipopolysaccharide receptor complex
Molecular function (GO): lipopolysaccharide binding
Source: RefSeq, marked provisional